Molecule: messenger RNA, 1823 nt
Organism: Archocentrus centrarchus (flier cichlid)
Lineage: Eukaryota; Metazoa; Chordata; Actinopteri; Cichliformes; Cichlidae
Gene: gpatch4
Product: G patch domain containing 4
Exons: 8
Coding region: 132-1250 (372 amino acids)
Cellular component (GO): nucleolus
Molecular function (GO): nucleic acid binding
Source: RefSeq, a predicted model, not a curated record
GUGGGCUCUUUGUUUCUGCGGAGUUUGUCUUCUGAAAGAUUGGCCGAAGAGCGGCUGUGAAACCUUUAGCUGUUAGCAUCGGCGCUUCCUGUCGGGUUUAAAGAGCGACUCACACACAAAGAAGGAAGCAGAUGGCAGAAGCUGUUCCAGAGAAAAGUCGUGGCUUGAAGUUUGCGGAGCAGCAACUCCUUCGUCACGGCUGGGAGCACGGUAAAGGCCUGGGUCGAGCUGAAAAUGGGAUAUCGGAGGCCAUCAAGGUCAAAGUGAAAUGUGACAAAGGAGGAGUUGGCCAUAAAGAAGGGGAGCAGUUCAGCUUCCACUGGUGGGAUCAUGUCUUCAAUAAGGCCUCCUCCAGUCUGCAGGUGGAGUCGGAUCAGAAUGGUAUAAAGUUGAAGAAGACUGCAGAAGAAGAGGGCGGGAUGAUCUCCAAUAAAAAGCCAAGGAAAGCGACGCUGGCCAAAGAUAAGCUGUAUGGAUGCUUUGUCAAGUCGGCCACACUGCUGUCCGGUCAGGAGCGGCCGGAGCCGAAGGCCUCCGGCUCCGAUGACAGCAGCAGCAGCUCAGACGAGGACGAUGACCGGAGGAUGGAUCUCUCCAGCACCACCAAACUCUCUGACGCUGACCUCAUGAAGGCCUGUGGAGGACGCACAGCUCACAAGGGAGCCAGGCACGGCUUGACCAUGAGCGCCAAGUUAGCCAGGCUGGAGCAGCAGGAAGCCGAGUUCAUGGCCAAGUAUGGCAAGAAGAGCCAAACAGGAAAUGCUUCACCAGUCUGUGCCACACCAACUCCUCCAACCUGCUAUUCGCAGAAGCAGGAGGAGAUGAUGGAGAACAGAAAGAUGAAAAUUAACGAGCAAAAUGGUGAAGUGUCUGAAACUCCUGAAACAGCUGUUCAACCUGAGAAGAAGAAGAAGCCGAGCGAUGAUGCUGAGGGUUUGAUGCCCUCAGAAAACUGUGAGGCAGACGGUUCACGCAAACACAAGAAGAAGAAGAAGAACAAAGAGACACUUUCAGCGGCGGUGACGGCUGAGCUGCACACCGACAAAGUGAAGAAGAAGAAAUCCAAACAUCGUGUCGAGGAGGAGGCCAGCGACAGUAAGGAAUCCAGCCAAUCAAAUCACACGGGACUGCAGGAGGCGGAGCUCACAGAGUCAACGGUCAGGAAAAGGAAAAAGUGUAAAAAGGACAAAAUAUCUGCAGAUGAGGAGGUCGUCCCAACAAAGAGGAAGAAAAAGAAGUGUAAAGAUUAGUGUGUGAUGCACCGUUUGUCUCACUGAUGAACUCAUUACUAAUUUAGUCUCUGGAGAGGACGCGCGUUCGCAGUGAGCUCAUCGGUGUGAAGCAGCCAAAGGUAAACAGGAAAAAGGCCACAAAGUGGGAGUGUGAUUUCUGACACGGCCGGUGAGAGUGCUUCCUGUUUACCUUUGAGUACUCAAUAUCAUCAGAUAUCAUGAGCUCGGAGCAGCUGUGGUGAGGCGUGUUAAACAGGAAGUGUGCGUCUUCUGAUCGGGGAAGCUGAUGGUGACCUUUUAAGACUGGAUUUAUUCGAUGAAAUGUGCCUCGAUCGGUCCGUCAGCCGACCCAGCUUCCCAAACGGAGUAAAAACCACGCCGGGGUGAUGAGAGCCGGAGUCGGUGUGAAACCUGAUGUCUUUAUUUUUACUGAGACAAAUGUAACGAGUGUCUUUGUGUUUUUACGGUAAUGAUGAAAGUGCUGAAUUUUAUAUGCAAAUGAAAUGAUCACUCAUUCUGAUAUUUACUUUUUAAAAUCACCUUUAUGUAAAAGUUUAAUACAUCAAAAAUGAACAAAUACACAAUAAAAUA